AUGGAGCUAGUGGCCGAGUACAUCGGGCGGGAUGGGCAGCGGCAGCAGCUGCGGGUGUCGUGUGAGGCACCGGCGGGUGCUGACCCUUUGCAGGGCUUGUUGUCGGGUGUGGCUCAGAUGAGAGAGAGAGUGGUCGAGCUCCUCGGCCCUCUGGUUUCGGGGGACGCGCAGGACCCGGCGGCUGCGGGCCAGGACCUGAAUGGUGAUGACGAAGAUGAUGCAGAAGAUGAACGUAACAUUGAUAACAGAACUAACUCUGAUGGACCACCUGCAAAACGACCAAGAUCACUGUCUUAG
Elephantulus edwardii (Cape elephant shrew) is the source of this 297-nucleotide messenger RNA. It is a transcript of the gene GON7, whose product is annotated as chromosome unknown open reading frame, human C14orf142. Lineage: Eukaryota; Metazoa; Chordata; Mammalia; Macroscelidea; Macroscelididae. The coding region runs from base 1 to 297 and encodes 98 amino acids. Gene Ontology annotation, cellular component: EKC/KEOPS complex. The transcript is spliced from 2 exons. The record is from RefSeq and is a predicted model, not a curated record.